Molecule: messenger RNA, 1131 nt
Organism: Danio aesculapii
Lineage: Eukaryota; Metazoa; Chordata; Actinopteri; Cypriniformes; Danionidae
Gene: adora3a.1
Product: adenosine A4 receptor a
Biological process (GO): G protein-coupled adenosine receptor signaling pathway
Cellular component (GO): membrane; dendrite; synapse
Molecular function (GO): G protein-coupled adenosine receptor activity
Source: RefSeq, a predicted model, not a curated record
AUGGUGUUUUUUGGAGGAUUGAUGUACAUCUGUUUUGAAGUGCUCAUUGCUGUAGGCUGUGUUCUGGGCAAUGGGCUGGUGAUGUGGGCCGUGUGGAGGAGUGGUUCAUUAAAAAAGCCCACUUUCUGUUUAAUUGUAUCUCUGGCGGUGGCUGAUCUCCUGGUCGGGGCUGUGGCCAUUCCUCUGGCUCUGAUUGUGGAUAUGCAUGUGAAGAUGUCUUUCCAUGCGUGUCUGUUCAUCAGCUGUUUUCUUAUCGUGCCACUGCAGGCGUCAGUGCUCACACUUCUGGCCAUCGCUGUUGACCGAUGCCUGCGGGUUUGCAUCCCAUUCAGAUAUAAGUCUACGGUCACUAAGAAGCGCUCCUGGAACCUCGCCGCUGUGUGCUGGAUACUGGCGUUCAUGCUGGGAUUCUUACCGAUGUUUGGAUGGUACAAUCACGACACACUGGCACAAAACAACUCCACAUUCAUUGACUGCGAAUUCGUUGCUGUCAUUCCUGUCUCAUACCUGGUCCACUUUAUCUUUGAGGGCUGUUUCCUUCCUCCUCUGGCCGUCAUGAUUGCUUUGUAUUACUACGUAUUUUAUAAAAUCAGAUGGCAGUCGAAGGAAACACUAGGCAAAACUGGACCCUAUACACAAAAGGAGCAAAAACUUGCAAGCUCUCUGGUUUUGGUUUUGGCUCUUUUUGCUGUCUGCUGGCUGCCGUUACACAUAAUACAAUCCAUCAUGUUUUAUAGUCACAGCGUUUAUAUACCAUCCAUUGCUUUGCACUCUGGCAUUCUCCUUUCUCAUGCUAACUCAGUGGUUAACCCUGUGGUGUAUGCUUUCAAAAUACCUAAGAUGAAGGGGGAGUACAUGAGGAUUUGGAGGAGGAUGACGGGUCGGGAACAGACUGUGGAUAUAACCAUCAGGACUGCUGCUAGUAAUACCACAGAUAGCCAUGAUGGACGAGAGCAUGUGAAAAUCAGCCCGCAGGUUGGAGAUUGUGAUAUGAAUGACAUUUAGUGUUCAUUCUGCUGCUGACGUACAGCAUGAGGGUGUCCACGGGGUCUUCAGAAGUAGUUGAUGGAUCUGUUUAGAAUAAUUUAAGACCCUUAAAAAGUCUUAAAUGCUAAUUUGCGAGGUAUUCAA